Molecule: messenger RNA, 3663 nt
Organism: Oldenlandia corymbosa var. corymbosa
Lineage: Eukaryota; Viridiplantae; Streptophyta; Magnoliopsida; Gentianales; Rubiaceae
Source: the annotation of a GenBank genome assembly
AUGGAGAUAGAAGGGAUGAAAGCAGAGAUGAUCAAGCCGUUCGACGGCCCCGAUAUGCCGGAAUCUGAUAAAGCGCCGUUGGAUUGCUCAUUACCACCGGAAACUGUGAAAAGGACUGUUACCAGCACAGGGGCGAGGAUUUCUGCCCAAAUCAUUGAAGCAAAUGUUGAGGGGCACAUAAAAGAGCUGGAUUUUGAGUCUGAAACUAAUGGUAUUGUGUUUGAUACUGAAUUCUCAAAAGGGUCGAUAGAAAUUGAGAAAGGGGGUAGCUUUGGAACGAUUAUAGAUAAAGAUAACACUAAGAAUGUAGAGAUUGAAAAUAAGGCCAUUUUGGAAGAAGCUGGUUUAGAAAUGAAUGUUAAGGUUAAGAUCGAAAAUGGGGAUGAAAUCAUUGUGAAAAAGGAGGAUUGUGGAGAGUCUGAUAUGGUUUUGGAUGAGAAACAGCCUAUCCAGGACAAAAGGUUCAGUCUUGGUGAUGUAAUUCCUAGUGGGUCGGUAGGUAAAUCAAGUUUGAGCGUUAACGAAUGGCUUAAAUUGCCUGAAAAUAACCCUCCUCAGGUUAAAGGAAAAAGUUCACAAGAAGUGGAAAAAUCCCACGUUAUUGUUUUAGUAAAAGAGGAGCCUAUUGUGAAUGUUGAUAGUAAUAAUGGCACUCAGUCCAUAGUUAAACAGGACAUCACGGAUUCUGGUAUGGUUCUGGAAGAGAAACAGUGUUCCCAGGACUUGAACCACAAUCUUUGUACUAAAUUGGAUUUGGAGUUUGAAGAAUGGUGUAAAGAACAAGGCUUACCAGAACCAGUAAGCUCCCAAACAAUUGUUAAAAAGGAGGCGGAAGAAAUAAUAUGUGUUCAGCCUUUGUCCGCUCGAUCCAUUACAGAAGAUGAGUAUAAGAAAAUGCAGAUGGGUAGUGCAAAGAAGCAGUCUUUGGGAGUUCAGAAGCCAGCCAAUAGUGCAAAUAACACGCUUAGUACUGUUGUCAUUGAGGAUGGAGAUUUCCCUGAAGAGCCAGACUGGUUGUUGGUUGGGAGGGAUGUAAUCAUGGGACUUUCCACUACUAAGGGGAGAAAAAUUGAGACCAAUGAGAUUGUGAAUAUCACUUUUCCUUCGGUAAAGAUGCUGAAUAAGUCAGGGAUUGCUCGGUUCUCAACCAAAAGAAAUGGAGAGAUUGGCCGUCUUCCAAUGGAGUGGUCAAAAUGCCUUACUCCACUUGUAAAUUCUAACAAAGUCAAGGUUCUUGGAAGAUGCAUAUCUGCACCUGCAAGUCUUCAUUUGAUGCAGGAAAUUAUGUUGUACAUUAGUUUCUACAUUCAUCAUUCAGUCUUCACGGAGGUUGAUAACUCUUCUUGGAAGCUUGAACCAUCAGAUAUAAAUAGCACCGUAUAUCCGCUUUUGACUUUGUUUAAGUUGCUAAAACUAAAGCCAUCUCAGGAGGCUGACUUUACACCUGAAGAACUUGAUUCACGGAAACGCUCACUGAAGUUAGCAGAUGAUUUGGAAGAAACUGUAUCAAUGUUGCCUUCUUUGAAGAGAAGAAAGGGUUGUCAGCCACUUCAGAACCAGAACGGAGACGAGCAAACAAUUUCAGAAUCAUCUUUAAACAAGCUUGUUGGCGCCGCAGAUAUGUACGAUUUGAAGGAGAUGGAGCCACCAAGGACCCUUAUGUGUGAUCUUAGGCCAUACCAAAAGCAGGCCCUCUUCUGGAUGAUAGAAUCAGAAAAGGGACUAGAUGCCGAAGAGGCAGAAAAAACUCUUCAUCCUUGCUGGCGGGCUUAUCGCAUAUGUGAUGAGAGGGCUUCUGCAAUUUAUGUGAACACUUUUUCUGGUGAAGCAACAACAAAACUGCCAACCGCAACACAGGCUGCAAGAGGAGGGAUUUUGGCAGAUGCAAUGGGGCUUGGAAAAACUGUGAUGACAAUUGCUUUAAUCCUUGCACAACAUGGCAGAGGUACUCCAGAGGACAAAGAACUUAUUACCGACAGCAAGGAGGAUACAGAAUACAUUAAAAAGAAGAGAAGUGAAUCUGAUAGAAAGUCUGGGAGGAGAGUGAAAGGAGGCACCCUUAUUGUUUGUCCCAUGGCGUUACUUGGUCAGUGGAAGGAUGAACUCGAAACACACUCAAAGCCAGAUAGCCUUUCCGUUGGUGUUUUCUAUGGCGGAGAUAGGACUGCUGACCCUCGAGUGAUAGCAUUGCCGGAUGUGAUCUUGACUACAUAUGGUGUCCUUACGUCGGCUUACAAGAGUGACGGGGAGGAUAGCAUUUUUCACAGAGUUGACUGGUACAGGGUGGUUUUGGAUGAAGCUCAUACCAUUAAGUCCCCGAAGACUGUAGCUGCUCAAGCAGCAUUCAGAUUGUCAUCAUACUGCAGAUGGUGUCUCACUGGUACCCCUCUUCAGAAUAAAUUGGAAGACCUUUAUAGCCUUCUUUGCUUCUUGCAUGUAGAACCAUGGUGCAAUUGGGCCUGGUGGCAGAAGCUAAUCCAGAGGCCUUAUGAAAAUAAUGAUCCAAGAGGGAUGAAACUAAUCAAGGCUAUCCUGAGACCACUUAUGCUGCGAAGAACAAAGGAAACAAAAGACAAGGAAGGAAGGCCAAUAUUGGUACUACCACCAACUGAUAUUAAAAUCAUUGAGUGUGAACAAUCUGAAGAAGAGCGCGAUUUCUAUGAUGCCCUGUUCAAGAGAUCCAAGGUUCAAUUUGACCAAUUUGUAGCACAAGGCAAGGUUCUUCACAAUUAUGCAAAUAUUCUUGAGUUGCUUCUUCGACUAAGGCAGUGUUGCAACCACCCUUUUCUAGUGAUGAGCCGGGGUGAUACUCAAGACUUUGCAGACCUGAACAAACUUGCUAGGAAGUUCCUUGAAAUGAAUCCUGAUUCUACCUCUCAGAAAGUUCCCUCAAAAGCAUAUGUUGAAGAGGUUGUGGAGGGAAUUCGUAAAGGCGAAAAUAGUGAGUGCCCCAUAUGCCUAGAGUCAGCAGAUGACCCUGUGCUCACACCAUGUGCACAUAGAAUGUGUAGGGAGUGUCUUCUGUCAAGCUGGCGAACUCCAGCGUACGGGCUAUGCCCCAUUUGUAGGCAACUGGUUAAGAAAACUGAGCUGAUCACAUGUCCAUCUGAGAAUCGGUUCAGAAUCGAUGUUGAGAGAAACUGGAAAGAGUCAUCAAAGGUCUCAAAACUCUUGGAUUGCCUGGAACACCUUAGGAAGUCGGGCUCUGGCGAGAAGAGCAUUGUCUUUAGCCAAUGGACGUCCUUUCUUGAUUUACUGGAGAUCCCGCUGAAAAAGAGAAAGAUUAGUUUCUUGAGAUUCGAUGGGAAGUUGUCUCAGAAACAAAGAGAAGUUGUUUUGAAAGAGUUCAGCGAGUCUAGUGAAAAAAUGGUGAUGCUAAUGUCACUGAAAGCAGGUGGUGUAGGCCUGAAUCUAACAGCAGCUUCUAAUGUCUUCCUAAUGGAUCCAUGGUGGAAUCCAGCAGUGGAAGAACAAGCAAUCAUGCGAAUUCACCGCAUCGGUCAGAAGAGAACUGUUCGGGUUAGAAGAUUCAUUGUCAGGGAUACUGUGGAAGAAAGGUUGCAACAAGUCCAAGCUAGGAAACAAAGGAUGAUUGCUGGUGCACUUACUGAUGAAGAGGUUAGAUCAGCUAGGCUUGAGGAGCUCAAGAUGCUUUUCCGCUAA